AUGUUGAAAUCGAUCAAGUUCGUAACAAUAUUCCAAAUUUUACUGAACUUUCUAUUGGUUCGAGCUGAAAUUUAUUGCAAUGGAGAUAAUUGGAUGGAUCAACCAAUCUGUAAUGUUAUUCAAAAUUCAGUCAUGAAUUUCAAAUUCAAUUCAGUUAAAGGUAAGUUCUGCCACGUCAUAACUACAUAUUUUUUUUCAUUUUCAGAUCUCAAAAACAUCAAGACCGAUUUGAGUUCAAUCCACCACAUUCAAAAUGGCAUCGAAAUUGAGAUCCCCGAUCUAAUUGUCUUCGAAUUCUUACCCAAUGUAACAUCAAUCAGAAAUAAGGAUGGACCCGCAAUCAAAUUUUCAAAUCACCAACAUUUCAAACAAAUCAAAUUCCCAAAUUUGCAAAAUUUGAGCGGUUAUCCUAUUCACAUUUUUUUCGAAGAUGAUCAAUAUUUGAAACUAUCAUCUAAACGUGGAGAAGAUUUGGCAGAAAUAUAUCUUCGCACACAAAAACCAGAAGAUCCUCAAAAAUGUUCGGAGGUUUUCAAUUUUAUUGACGUUUGGUAUCAUGAUAUUCAUGUCAAAAUGCCUCUUCCUCAAUAUUAUUUUUAUGUUGUUAUUGGAAUUUGCAUUGUUUUGUUUUUGAUGUUGGUCGGAAUUGGUUAUAGAACUUGUGAAGUAUAUGAACUUUGGCAAGAAGCUAUUAAAGAAGCUGCUGCUGCUUCUGAUGAAGAAAAUUUCGCUAAUGUUUUGUCGAUUGAAGCUGAAGAAACUGAAGAGAAAUGA
This is a messenger RNA of Caenorhabditis angaria, 774 nucleotides long. Lineage: Eukaryota; Metazoa; Nematoda; Chromadorea; Rhabditida; Rhabditidae. The record is from the annotation of a GenBank genome assembly.